AGGAAGUCAUAGUGAAAAUGAAACUAAACAUACAAGUACAGCUGCGUCAUAUUUUCACAGCAGAAGAGCAAACAGAGGGACACUGGUUUCCAGCUCUUGCAUUUUAAUUUCAAGGGGACUAUCACAGGAGAAAACAGGAGAGAUGGGUUAUGGAGACAUCAUGAAAGUUGAAACUACUGGAGCCUCAGUGAAAACAGCCCAGCAGGACAAGCUAGGAUACUCUGGCGUGCAGGCAUCACAUACCAUGGCACAGACUGAUGCAGGUAGAAUGAAUAAGUACAGGUCUAAAAUCAACAGCGUGGGACAUAAAUAUGACAUCGAUCCAGCUCUGAUUGCUGCCAUCAUCUCUAGAGAGUCCAGGGCUGGAAAUGCACUACAUGAUGGCUGGGGAGACUAUGACCCAAAGAGGGGCAUGUAUAAUGCCUGGGGACUGAUGCAGGUUGAUGUUAAUCCAAGCGGAGGUGGACACACUGCUCGGGGCGCUUGGGACAGCGAGGAACAUCUCUGCCAAGGCGCCAAGAUCUUGGUUCAUUUUAUUGGACUGAUCCGCAAUAAAUUUCCUGGCUGGAGCACAGAGCAGCAGCUGAAAGGAGGGAUAGCAGCCUACAAUAUGGGGGAUAGAAAUGUUCAUACCUAUGAUAAUGUGGAUGGUGCCACAACAGGCGGAGACUACUCCAAUGAUGUCGUUGCCAGAGCUCAGUGGUACAAAAGCAAUGACGGCUUUUAACAGCUGAAGAUGUCCACAGUGAAAAUCUCCUUCACAUCAAGAAUGAGACUCUGUAAUGUGUGUAUGGUAACAACAUUUAAGCUGAAUAGAUAACAUGCAAAGCAAAAACAGACAGGGUUUCUCUGUUUACUGGCCUUGAUGUAAACUCUCACUAUAAUUAGCAGAAAGGAAUAAAGCUUCUGGAUUUAGAUCAUUUUCUUUAUACUUAAUGCUGCACCACAAAGAUUCUAGCAAUUUGUUUUAAAUGUUUUAAAAAGUGAGAGAAGUAAUGAGAUCACAUUGUGUUAAUCUGUGUUAAUGCUACUUUUCUGAUCUCAGAUCUGUAGAGAAUAUAGAAAAACCAUGUGGGAAAUCAACAACAUUUCCCUAAAACCUCAAAUCUUUCAGAAGUUCAAAUCAAUGGCUGUUAUCUUUAUUUAGUUAAGAACCACUGACAUGUCAUUUUACUCAGCUCUUGACAUGCUGAUAAUUUAAGAAAUUGCCAAUAAUUGUGAGGCUCCUCAUAUAUAAAAAAUAAAACACUAUUUCAAAUCAGAA
This is a messenger RNA of Monopterus albus (swamp eel), 1264 nucleotides long. Its product is annotated as lysozyme g-like. Gene Ontology annotation, molecular function: lysozyme activity. Gene Ontology annotation, biological process: peptidoglycan catabolic process; defense response to Gram-positive bacterium. Gene Ontology annotation, cellular component: extracellular region. The transcript has 5 exons. NCBI's taxonomy places the organism in Eukaryota, Metazoa, Chordata, Actinopteri, Synbranchiformes, Synbranchidae. The record is from RefSeq and is a predicted model, not a curated record. Bases 143 to 727 code for a protein of 194 amino acids.